Blastomyces dermatitidis ER-3 is the source of this 1295-nucleotide messenger RNA. RefSeq lists its product as uncharacterized. NCBI's taxonomy places the organism in Eukaryota, Fungi, Ascomycota, Eurotiomycetes, Onygenales, Ajellomycetaceae. The record is from RefSeq and is a predicted model, not a curated record. The coding region runs from base 110 to 574 and encodes 154 amino acids. The transcript has a single exon.
CAAGCUUGGUAUCACAACAAAACUUAUAACAACCACGAUACAAUCCUAUAUUUCUCUGCUACUAUAUCGGCAAGGCGAGAAGUGAAAGAGGGGGCGUAGAAGGAAAGGAAUGCUCUUCACUUCUAUCGGGCACACAACCAGGAUCUCAGCACUAAUCUGUCGCUCGCUACUUUCUCCCCCACACUCAGUUCAAUCUUCCCUAAUCAGGUCCUACGUUUCCUCGCCCCUCAUGGACCAAGACCGCUUUAAGCUCGUCUUCUUCGCCCCGUUAUCUCAUGUGGAGGCCUGCAAAGACGCCGUAUUCGACGCCGGCGCUGGCCAGUACCCGCAGGGGAAAUACACCAGAGUCUGCUUCCAGUCCCCAGGCACCGGCCAGUUCCUCCCUGGAGGGGAUGCAAAUCCGAACAUCGGUAAAGUCGGUGCUCUGGAGUUUGUUGAAGAAAUGCGGGUGGAGGUCUUGUGCAUGGGUCGAACCACGAUGCAGGAAGCUGUAAAGGCGCUGGUCAAGGCUCAUCCGUACGAAGAACCCGGUUACGAAGUUUACAAGCUUGAGAAUGUUUCGAUUGAAGAAUAAUGGGCUAAAUAUCCUGUUUUAUCGCAUGUUGGUCGAUCAAUGGGCAUUUCGAGCGGUGAAAAGAGCCAUUAUCCUGACAUUCUAUCCCCUACCGUCUGCGGCUGUUGUUUACGAAUCCUUCGAUGUCUGAGACGAAUGAUUCCCCUUUGCGGCUAAUUUCGAUGGCGAUGCAAACGAGAGAGUGUUGAUGGAGAUUCAUCCAUUAAUGACCGAGCUUUUUAUAUUUCAGUAGAGUUUCACAUCUAUUCAUCUCGGUCGAGUGAGCACAGUGGCCUUUGCGACAGCAGUUUACGGCUCAGAUCCUGUUCGUCCCCCUUGUAGCCUCGUUCGUUUUGGUUCGCUUCUUCUGUACUAGCAAUAAUAUGCCCGAAGCGAAUGCUAUGUGUUUACUUAGGGACACCAUGUAAUAGUGACAGCAGGUCUUUUUCACGAAGUGCAUUUACAUUUUUUAUGCCCUCAUAAGUUGACCAGUCAGCUAUCUUGAGAAGUGAUAUAUACCUAGUGUUGACGCCGUCUAUAGAUAUUGUACUUGAAUCAUUGACUGCACAACGAGUAAUACGAGCUAAUUAUUUUAUAUAACCACGUAGAUGUAUAAGAGCGCUCACUGUUGGUUCUUGUAAGAGUCGUCUGUGACUUUAUUGUUGUGCCUCGGCAUCCCGACGUCAUCAAAAAAGAAAUAAAGAAGUAAAAAACUAAAAAAGAAUAAAUUGUUAAUCAGCCA